AUGGAAAAUCUCGGCAAGAUCUCAGCGUUUGGAAAGAACAUUUCCGCUUCAUUCACCCCUUGGGCAGCACGGACACAGCAAUAUGUCAAGGAGCAAGUUGGCAAUGUCGAGGACAAGACUCAACUGCCCCCAGACUACAUUGAGCUCGAGAAGCGAGUGGAUGCGCUGAAGAAGGUGCACACGACGAUGCUCCAGGUGACUUCGCAAUACGCCAACGAAGCCUACGACUACCCAGCCAACAUCCGCGAGUCUUUCAAUGACCUCGGCCGUACCGUAUCCGAAAAAGUCAACCUUCUCUCCAGCGCCACAUCGCCCGCCGAGGCCCAGGCUGCCCUCACUGCCCCUCCCUCCGCAAAGCCCCAGCCCAAGACCUUCAGCCAUGCUGUCGCCCGUGCCGCUCUCAAUGCCUCGCAUAUGCUUACGUCAGAGCAAACAAACUCUAGCGAAGAUCCCCUGGCCACUGCCCUUGAAAAGUACGCCAUUGCCAGCGAAAAGGUUGGCGAGGCACGAUUGGCCCAGGACGCCCAGAUUCAGAGCCGCUUCCUCGCCGGCUGGAGUACCACGUUGAACACGAACAUACAGUUUGCCACACGUGCUCGCAAGGCAGUUGAGAACUCUCGUCUGAGCCUCGAUGCGACCAAGGCCUCUGCCAAGGGCCCUGCUUUUGCCCUGCCCGGCCAGGCCGCCAAGAAGGACUCCAUGGACGAUGACCUGAGCGAAGAGGCGCGUGCAAAGAUUGAGCAGGCCGAGGAUGAGUUUGUUGGCCAAACUGAGGAGGCCGUCGGAGUCAUGAAGAAUGUUCUCGACACACCCGAGCCCCUCCGCAACCUCGCCGAUCUCAUCGCCGCUCAGCUCGAAUACCAUAAGAAGGCAUACGAGAUCCUGUCGGAGCUAGCUCCCGUCGUGGAGCAGUUGCAGGUGGAACAGGAGGUGCGUAGACAUCAGUCUGAGUACUAG
This is a messenger RNA of Pyrenophora tritici-repentis Pt-1C-BFP, 957 nucleotides long. Its product is annotated as BAR-2 multi-domain protein. Lineage: Eukaryota; Fungi; Ascomycota; Dothideomycetes; Pleosporales; Pleosporaceae. The record is from RefSeq and is a predicted model, not a curated record.